Molecule: messenger RNA, 824 nt
Organism: Thamnophis sirtalis
Lineage: Eukaryota; Metazoa; Chordata; Lepidosauria; Squamata; Natricidae
Source: RefSeq, a predicted model, not a curated record
GGAUGAAUCCGGGCACGGAGAUCCAGAAGCCGCUGCGGGCCAGGAAGACGAUGCCUCAGAGCAGCCGGAAGCAGAUGGGGCACCUGAGCAGGAGGAAGGCUGGGGAAGGAGCUGUGGGCCCAGCGGGGCCGGUUGAAGCCAGCGGGGCCCAGGAAGAGGCUGGAGCCAGGCUGAAGCCACUGCCGGCCAAGGAGCCCCUGGCCGGCUUGCUGGUGAAUUCCGAAAUCAGCAUCUAUAAGGACCCCCAGGAGAUGCUCCAGGACCUCCCCAACCCGGGGGUCCGGCGGUUCCUCAGUGCCAGCACGUUACAGGAUAUCCUUUCUUACUAUUACGAAAAGGACUCUGGCUGCCCCUUGUCGAAGCCGGUCGAAGCGUCCCUGGAAUCAGCACCGGCUGCCCAACUCCCAGAUCGGCUUCCAGUGGCCUCUUCCACGCACAAAAAGGCAGAUGUAGCAGCCGAAACGCCCGGCUGCCAAACUCUUCCGGCGUUGCAAGAGGAAGAAAGACGCUUUGGGGUGCCCGAAACAGACGGGGUGAUGCCCGCAGGGCCCCUGGGAGACGGCCAGAGGAAGAGGACGGCGUCCAGCAGCGGCGAGGAAGGCAGCGUCCUUUCCAAGCGCAGCAAAGCCUCCGGGGACCCCGCACAGCGGACCACCCCAGCCGUGGAGAAAGCGGAGUCCGGCCUGGAAAAGGCCAGGGGGUGGAUUCGAAGUCAGCUGAAGGCCUCAAUGAGGGAAUUUGACCAGGGUCUCCGACACUUGAGUGAAAGAAUUGAUCGCACUCAGUGCCUGCGGAAACACGAAGGCAUCGCUAUUAAGAUUGUA